Messenger RNA from Phragmites australis (common reed), 6732 nucleotides. RefSeq names its product homeobox-DDT domain protein RLT2-like. The coding region runs from base 786 to 6356 and encodes 1856 amino acids. Gene Ontology annotation, molecular function: DNA binding. Lineage: Eukaryota; Viridiplantae; Streptophyta; Magnoliopsida; Poales; Poaceae. The transcript has 18 exons. Gene Ontology annotation, biological process: regulation of transcription by RNA polymerase II. The record is from RefSeq and is a predicted model, not a curated record.
GCAGUAAAAAAUUUCCCACCGAACCCAACUAGUCAAAUGCUACCCCAGAGAUCAAAACCCCGAGAAAUCCAAGCACGCACUAAUUAUUCCAUCCCCUCAUCCAUCUCUCUCUGCCACCGAUCCAAAUAUUCGUUUACUUCUUUCUUUUCCCCAUCACACAGCAGCACGGACGGAACAUACAACCACAACUAGCACAACACAAGCACAAAGAAAAAGGAAAGGAAAUAAAAGAAAUAAAAAGCCUGAGCCCCCAAACCGAAAGGGAAGGAAACAAGGUUUGGUUUUUAUUAGCUGCAGAGAAUGGCAGCGAUCCGAACCCAAUCCACAACGCCGCGCGUGGGUAAUAAUCCCCAGUUCGAGCAGUAUUCUGUAUUCCAGCCCUCCUGCCUGUUGCUAUUCCUCCUGCUUGCUUCCCCAAUCUCAUCUCCCCAUCCCUAUCUCCGCCGUGUUGUGUUCGCCUCGCCUUGCCCCCACUUUCUAUCGCAGUGUUGUUCGUCGUGGCGUUCAAGUUAUUGUUGCUGCCAUUAUUAUUCCUUUCCCCUCCUGCUGCUGCGAUCGGCGCUGGUAUGGUAUCCUUCGCAGCGGAGAUCCGGCCGCACAUCGAUUCGCCUUUUCUUUGCCCCCCUCGGCGAGGCGGGGGUAUAUAGCGAGCGGGGGCGGCUGGCAUUCGGUGCCGGCAGACGCUACGAGGUGGGGUGAAAAGGUUGGGGAGUUUCGUUUCUGCGCCUCGCUUUGGUGGUCGCGGAGGUGUUCGGAUCUAGGAUUCGAGGCCUCCGAUUGUCGCCAUGGACGCCGGCGGCGGCGGAGACGGGGACGGCGCGGCGAAGGCGGAGCUGGAGGCCCCCGCCGAGACGACGCCCCCACCUCCGGCGCUCGCGGUGGCCCCGAUUUCUGCGUCCGGGGCGGGCGCGGGGGCCUCGGGGUCUGGGGAGAAGCCGGUGAAGCGCACGAUGAAGAGCCCCUACCAGCUCGAGGUCCUCGAGAAGACCUAUGCGGCGGAGCAGUACCCGUCGGAGGCUCUGCGGGCUGAGCUAUCAUCGAAGAUAGGCCUCUCGGACAGGCAGCUGCAAAUGUGGUUCUGCCACCGUCGGCUCAAGGAUCGGAAGCCGCCAUCCAAGCGGCAACGGUGGGACGAAGAGGCCGCACUGGCACCACCGCCAGUACUGCCACUACCGGCAAUACCGCUGGCAAGCAGUGAGCUUAUGGUGGGUGCGUCUGGACCGUAUGAUGAGCCGCUGCACCCGACUCACCCACGAAGGGGUGCUGGGCGGUCCUCAGCAGUGCCCAGGAUUUCCAUGCCGGAUAUUGGGACGAGGUAUUAUGAGCCACUGCCAGUUAUGCUACGGCCACCUGUGGCAUCAAUGCAGCUCACACAAUCUGAGCUCUGUGUGAUUAAUUCUGUGGAGUCACAGCUUGAGGAACCAUUGAGGGAGGACGGUCCAGUGCUUGGCAUUGAGUUUGAUCCGCUUCCUCCUGGCGCCUUUGGUGCACCAAUUGCAGUUCCAGAGCAACAAAAGCAGCCUGUGCGAUCUUAUGAUAUGAAGAUAUAUUCUAGGCACAACCCAAAGCUCUUAAAGGCUUCAGCAUUCUUACCUACCAUGGAACCCCCUUUUGCUCCAAAUUCAUUUGCUGGGAAGAGAAAAUCAACUGUUGGUAAUCCACCCAUAGUUCAACCUCAUGGAUCAUGGGCAGUUCAUGAGUACCAAUUUCUUCCUGAGCAAUCAAGCGAUACAUAUGAGAGCGCAAGCCGAUCUCACUACUAUGACACUCCAGUGGAAGUUUCAAAUUCGAGAAUAUCUCCUCUCACCUCAGGAUCACAGCUUCUCCAUGGAUCUGAGGAGGUGGCACCUAGUUAUGCUUUUCAAGGUCAAGCAUCUGGUUCUGGCCUUUUGCCUCAAUCUGGCAGGUCUCAGGCGUUUCCAGCAGUACCGGCAGAUUACACGAUGACUCAGUCUAAUAGCAACCUUAAUUCUGUUCCAGUUGAAGGCGAGUUUGGUAUUUCUCAGGUUGCUGGAUUUGAAAACCCACUUAUAUCAUCUGACAGAAGGGUCUAUCAUGAUGAAAAUGCUUCUCGAUUGAAUAGAAAACUAAAAGAUUUUCUUCAGCGUUAUGAAGAAGCAAAGAUUGCAAAGGAAGUUGAAGCUCAUGAAAGACAGAUCAGGAAGGAACUUGAGAAACAAGAUAUUUUGAAUAGAAAGAGAGAGGAACAAAGGCGUAAGGAAAUGGAGAGACUUGAUCGUGAGAGAAGAAAAGAAGAGGAGAGAUUUAUGCGUGAGAGGCAGAGAGAAGAAGAGAGGUUCCAAAGAGAGCAAAGGCGUGAACAUAAGCGAAUGGAGAAAUUUGUGCAGAAGCAAUCUAGACAGGCAGAGAAACAAAGGCAGAAGGAGGAACUCCGAAAAGAGAAAGGGGCCGCAAGGCAAAAAGCUGCCAAUGAAAGGGCUACAGCUCGCAGAAUUGCACGGGAGUAUACGGAAUUGAUGGAAGAUGAGCGCUUGGAACUAAUGGAAUUGGCUGCACAAAGCAAAGGGUUGCCCUCAAUGCUUCAUCUUGACAUCGACACAUUACAACAGCUUGAUUCCUUUCGAGGCGUGUUGAGUCAAUUCCCUCCUCAAAUGGUGAGACUGAAGGUGCCAUUUUCAAUAAAGCCUUGGACCGGAUCCGAAAAUAAUGUUGGAAAGCUUUUGAUGGUGUGGAAAUUCUUGAUUACUUUUACUGAUGUUCUAGGGCUUUCUCCAGUUACACUUGACGAGCUUGUUCAGUCUCUUCAUGAUUAUGAUUCAAGGUUGUUAGGGGAACUGCAUGUUGGUCUUCUCAAAUCCAUCAUAAAGGAUAUCGAGGAUGUUGCUCGAACUCCAUUGGUUGCACUGGGGGUGAAUCCAGGAGGUGGUCAUCCACAUAUUGUUGAAGGGGCAUAUGCUUGGGGAUUCAAUAUACGUAGCUGGCAGCGCCACCUGAAUCUUCUUACAUGGCCUGAAAUAUUACGACAAUUUGCUUUAUCUGCUGGUUUGGGACCUCAACUAAAGAAAAGGAAUGUCGAAGAUGCUUAUUAUCAUAAUGAUAAUGAGGGUCAUGAUGGCGAGGAUGUUAUAUCAACGCUCCGAAAUGGUUCAGCAGCUGUGAGUGCUGCGACUUUGAUGAAAGAAAGAGGCUACACCCAUCGCCGUAGAUCUUGGCAUCGUCUUACUCCUGGAACUGUAAAGUUUGCAGCUUUCCAUGUGCUAUCUCUUGAAGGAAGCAAAGGUCUCACAAUAUUGGAAGUUGCAGAAAAAAUUCAGAAAUCUGGAUUGAGAGAUCUCACAACAAGCAAGACACCCGAGGCAUCCAUAGCUGCUGCCUUGUCUAGGGAUACCAAACUUUUUGAGAGAACGGCUCCUUCAACAUACUGUGUGAAAUCGCCUUAUAGAAAAGAGCCAGCUGAUUCUGAGGCUGUGUUGUCAGCAGCACGUGAAAAACUUAGGGCUUUUCAGAAUGUGCUUUCUGACUCUGAAGCUGAAAAGGAGGUGGACGAUGCUGAGAGGGAUGAGGAUUCUGAAUGUGAUGAUCCUGAUGGUGAUGAUGUGAAUACUGAGGUAGGAGAUGACAAGGAUGAUGUGAAUACUGAGGUAGGAGAUGACAAGGACCCCCUUCUUGCUGUUGAUGCACAAGAUGGCGUACCAACUACAACUACAGUUGAUGGCAUAAAGACAGAAGCAGAUAGUGUGGGUAAUGCGUUAAACACACCAAGUUGUUUUACUAAAUCUGCAAAAGGUGCUCCCCUCUCUUCUUUAGGCAACUCCAAUACAGCUGGCACUUCAAGUGAUUCACCUCUUGGAGCCUCAUCUGAUUAUCAUGAGGUAAUCCCUGGCGAUUCUGAAGAUACACAAAUUGAUGAAAGCAAUCAAGUUGAGUCUUGGAUACAGGCACUAGCAGAAGGUGACUAUUGCGAUCUUAGUGUUGAUGAACGCCUUAAUGCACUGGUUGCGCUUGUUGGUGUUGCCACUGAAGGGAACUCUAUUCGUGCUGUUCUUGAGGAACGCUUGGAAUUAGCAAAUGCCUUAAAGAAGCAAAUGUGGGCAGAGGCGCAACUUGAUAAGAGGCGUUCCAAGGAAGAAUUUGCUAGCAAAAUGCAAUGUAAUUCUUACAUGAGUUUGAAGGCUGAUAUAAAUCAAGAAAACAAUGCUACAGAGAGUACUCCAACUCCAGCCUUUCAUGCUGAUAAAGAGAAUGAUGAAAAUUUUGGGGCCAUUAACAACUGUGAGAUACUUGAUCAGCAUAGUCAGGGUAAUGCUGGUGGUAUGUCUUAUGAGAGGAAUGGUGUAGGCCCGGAAAUCAGUGCAACCCCAGAUACUUUAUCUGUUCAGCAAUAUGCUUAUGCUGACAAAACACGAUCUCAGUUGAAAUCAUACAUUGGUCACCGGGCAGAACAGCUGUAUGUUUACAGAUCCCUGCCCUUGGGUGAGGAUCGGAGGCGAAAUCGGUAUUGGCAGUUUACAACGUCGGCAUCACCAAAUGACCCUGGCUCAGGAAGGAUCUUUUUUGAAUCCAAAGAUGGAUAUUGGAGAGUUAUUGACUCAGAGGAGGCCUUCGAUUCUUUAGUAGCUUCCCUCGAUACACGUGGCAGCCGGGAGGCACAGCUGCAUUCAAUGUUGCAAAUGAUUGACCCAUCCUUUAAGGAAGCUAUUAAGAGGAGUGUGGCUAUAGAACAAUCUGCUGGAAGGAAUAUAAACGAAGCUACUGACAUGAUAAGGGCAAGUUUUCAUAGUGAGUUUGGAAGCCCAAGCAGUACUCCUUUUAGUGUUGCAUCUAAUAGUGCCACAGCAUAUUCUGAUUCUUUCAGAAUAGAGCUGGGGCAUAAUGAUUUUGAGGAAGCUGCUAUUUCAAAAAGGGCAGAUGGAUUUUUAAAAUGGAUGUGGAGGGAAUACUACAAUCAAGAAUUGACAUGUGCCAUGAAGUACAGCAAGAAAAGAUGCUCUGAGUUGAUGCAUUCUUGUAAUUUCUGCUAUCAGAUUUACUUAGCUGAAGAAAGACACUGUUCUUCUUGCCAUAAGACCUUCAAAUCCAUUCACAGUUUUUCUGAGCACACAGCACAAUGUGAAGAGAAGCGGAGAACUGACCCUAACUGGAAGAUGCAAAUUGCGGACUAUUCUGUUCCAAUAGGAAUGAGAUUGCUCAAGCUGCAGCUAGCUUCCAUCGAGGCUUCAAUACCAUCAGAAGCACUUCAAUCAUUUUGGACUGAUGUGUAUCGGAAAUCUUGGGGUUUGAAGUUGUACUCUACCAAAUCUAUGGGUGAAAUAUUCCAGCUUUUGACUCUGCUGGAAGGUGCAAUAAGACGGGACUACCUCUCUUCUGAUUUUGAAACAGCAAGUGAGUGUCUAAACUCAAACUCACAGGAUAUUGCAUGCCAGAAUCUUGUAGGAUCGGUUGGAUCUGCUGCUGUGCUUCCAUGGGUUCCUGACACUACCGCUGCUGUCAUGCUCCGAACGUUAGACCUAGACUCGGCUAUUUCAUACAUACAAAAUCAAAAGAUGGAGAGAGAUUUCAUGAAACUUCCAUCAAGGUAUACAGUUGCUAAGAGCACACAAGAAACAGCUCCACUUGAACCAACUGGUUUUGAUCUGUAUGAUCGAAGGUGGCUUCCAAGUGGUGGCCGUAGGGGUCGUGGAAGAGGAAGUAGAGGUGGUAGCAGGGGAGGCAGAGGUCGAAGUCGAGGUGGAAGGGUCCCAAGAGGUAUUAGCAGCUCAUCUAGGAUUGAAUUCAAGGAUGACAGUGUUGCGUAUGAGAAAGCACCAAGGAAGAAUGCACGUCGAGGGCGUACACGUGGUUGUGGUCGUAGACGAGGACGUCGAACUGUUAGGCCUCGGCAGCCAUCUGAGGGCAGAGCCAGAUCAAUUCCGAAGGCAAAUUUGUUAGGAAGCUUUAGCAUGGUUAGCAGUUCAAAGCCUGCUACCAUUGAGGAGUCUCCACGAAGCUCUGGUGCUGAUGAGUGGGGUUUGGGGACCAGAAUGCCAUAUACUGAAGGUGGUGGGAACAGUUCUGCAUCUCAGUCAGAUCAAUCAGAAGAUAAUGAGGAAAACGGCCAACCAAUGGAUGAGGAAUACGAAGAUCAAGUUCUAGAUUACUCCAUAGGCUAUUCUGGUGGGUCCAGGCUGCCUCAUGGAAUGAUGUCCACGUUGGAUCAUGAGGAGGAUGAAGAUGCUAAGGGUGAUGAGUAUGUGGAGGAAGAUGGUGCAGACCAUGCUGUUGAUGAUGUCGACGGUGAGAUGUAUGAGGAUGAUGAAAUGGCUGAUAACAUAGGUGAAGAUGACGGUGAUGGAGUGGAGAUGAAUGCGGACGAGGAUGAAGGUGCUACCUCAUAUUCGUCUGAUUACAGUAAAUAAGAGAGGCAUGAAGAAGGGCCCCUUAUCCACAUAUCUUCCCUGGACAUCUAGUUCAAUUAAUACUGAAUAGACAUUACCUUCCUUUGUGGGUGAAAAAAUGCCUAGAUGCGUUGAUUUUUUUUUUUUUAAAUGCUAGAUGCGUUCAUGAGAAAAAGAAAGAGGCUAGAUGCGGAAUGGGGAAACUGAUGUUCAAUGGGUGGGGUAUGCAGUGCUACGUUUUAGUACUGCAGGUUUCUGUGGAUUUUCUGGCACAGCGUGGCUGCCUAUGCAAUCGACUAGGGUUAAGUUGUAUCUUGGUGGUUAUGGCGUUGGGGCAAUUUCCAGAUUUGUACAAUGUGCCCAAGGCAAAGUAUAAUUAACCGCAUUGUCUGCCUUA